Lethenteron reissneri (Far Eastern brook lamprey) is the source of this 7599-nucleotide messenger RNA. RefSeq names its product ring finger protein 144A (gene RNF144A). Gene Ontology annotation, molecular function: zinc ion binding; ubiquitin-protein transferase activity. The record is from RefSeq and is a predicted model, not a curated record. NCBI's taxonomy places the organism in Eukaryota, Metazoa, Chordata, Hyperoartia, Petromyzontiformes, Petromyzontidae. Gene Ontology annotation, biological process: protein ubiquitination.
GGGUGACGGGGGGACUCCGUCCGGGCUCUUGCGAUCAACUCGCGGCUCCGCCUCACCGCUCCCUCGGCUCCCCGAGGCUUCCUCCACACCUCCUCUGCGCUCCCGUUACCCCGCGCGGGUGUCGUCGCGGUUGCUCUGGGGUCUGGCGGCGUCUGCUAGAAUCCGCUGGGAUUCGCGUACGGCGUUCUUGGGGUUGGUGGGUGGGGUUUGCGCCGGGGAGCCGCCCGGAUACCGCGCCUCGGCUAGUUGUCCUGCCCGGGGAGGCGCCCCUCGUCCCGCAGGGCCGUGCGCGGCGAGACGUAGGCCCGCCUUCGGGACCCGCCCAGGCUCUGGGAUAUGGGAGUCUAGUCCUGAAAGAGCCAAGCCCUGGUGUUGGAGGAGGCCAUGGAUGGCCUCAAGGAGACCGAGGAGGGGGGCAUUGGGAAUGCAGAGCUGGGCUCCGAGGGCACGAGCAUCGUGUGCAAGCUGUGCCUGGGCGACACGGCACCGGCAGAUGUCACAGCUCUACAGACGUGCCGUUGUGUCUACUGCACACAAUGCAUGGGGCGCUACGUGGAGCUGGAGAUCUCGAAGGGCUUGGGGGAGCCCAUCACUUGCCCGGAUGCCGCGUGUCCCAUCACAGGCCUUCUCUCCCAGGCUGAGAUUGAGAAGCUGACCUCGACAGAGAUGGUAGACAAGUACAAGAGGUUUCAGUUUGAGCAAGAGGUUCACCUGGACCCCGCGCGGCGGUUCUGCCCAUCCCCGGGCUGCCAGGCCGCGUGCCGCGUGCCGGACGGCUGCUCGCCGGGAUCGGCGGCGCGCGUACUCUGCGCCGCGUGCCACCACGAGUUCUGCGCAGCGUGCGGGGUGGCGUGGCACGGCGGGGGGCGGCCCUGUGCGGACCACGGCACCGCCACGGCAGCGGGCCCCGGGGGGGCAGCGCGGGGCAGGGGACGAGGGGGCAGCAUGGUGGGAGCGGCCGCCGCGCGGGCGACGCGGGACUCCAGCGCUCUGCUGGGGGAGCUGUCGGAGGCACCCAUCAAGCGCUGCCCGGCGUGCGGGGUCCUCAUCGAGCGCAACGAGGGCUGUGCCCAGAUGAUGUGCGGCAAGUGUCGCCACGCGUUCUGCUGGUACUGCCUGCAGUCGCUCGACGGAGACUUCUUGUUGAGGCACUAUGACCGCGGACCUUGCAGAAACAAGCUGGGCCACACACGCGCCUCUGUGCUCUGGCAUCGAACCCAGGUGGUGUGCAUCUUUGCGGGGCUGGGCGUGCUACUUAUCGCCGCCUCUCCCUUCCUGCUGCUGGCGGCGCCAUGCGUGCUGUGCGCGCGUUGCCGGCCCCGCUGCCUUCGCAAGCGCCGUGGCACCGACGCCAACGCGCCCUCCUCCUGAGAGCCGUGGCACCGCGGGCACCGUCCGUCUCUGCUCUAGCAGCCUCCCACCCACUGCAGGGGCAGUGCGGGGGUCACGGGGGUGGUCUAAACGGAGCGAUCAGUUGGUCCAAGCCAUAGGAUCGGAAUUCUCAACACUGGCUCAGGACCGCUUACGGAGAUGAAACACCGUUACCGAAUGCUCGAUUUGAGCAGGGACUCUUUGACUUGACUUUUUUUGGCAUCAUAUAAAGUACGUAGUGUUGUGUUUUAAAUUUAAUUCGGUGUGCUUUAUGUAGGAGUAAAGCAAAGGGCCUUGUUAGGAGACUGGGUGUGGGUGCGGUGUUCGGAUCGUUCACCGUUGAGCCAGACCUGAUGGCUCUGUUCCUACUACAGCUGUUUCAUCACGAUCGUUGGAACAGGGGGAGAUGCUUUGAUGUAAGCGACUUGACUUUGGAAGACAAACAAAACUUGAGUUGGUGGCAUACUUCUAAACCAGUGCAUUGAGGUCAGGAGUUGGUGGAGAACGUGUGGCAAUCCCAGUGCGGUUAAGACUCCCAAUCUACUUGGCUACAAUGUGCUCAGAUGUCAUUGCAGCCAUGCCCUCCGCUUGCACGCAUAUGUGUUCUCCAGUUUAACCCCCUGCAUUCGAAAGGAAUUUGCCCAACAUUCCAAUGCAGAAACCUAGUUACAAAGUAAGUUCUUGCAUAUUUAUUUUCUUGUAAGUUUUUGAGCUGACCGUUGUGCAGCUGAUUAAUGAUGUCAGAUGACACCAGGAGCUUUUUUCUUUGUCUACCUUGAGAAGGCCCUUUGUCAAGGUAGACGUCGCACCAAUUGCCUCCGUCACAGCCAGCAAUCGAACCUGUGUCGUGUGGAUUGUUGCGCAGCGUGCUCCCUAACCCCAAUCGCCGCAUGAUACUCUUUGGGUACGUGCUGUUAGCGAGCGUUAGGCGGAGGCAACCUAGGAGAGAUGCAGGACAGAUUCGGACAGUGCUCGUGUUGCCUGUCAUGGCUAGAAAUUGAACCGGGUGUCAAGAAAUGUAGCGCACUGCGCUAACCCAUGGUCACACGUGCACAUGUACAUGCAUGUCGAACACUGUCACACACGCUAAGAUCCAGCAUGUGCAUACAGUACUGCAGUGUGUUGUGGGACACGACCCACAAGACUUUUGAAGCACUCACUAUAGCGUAUGCUGUGUGUAUGCACAGCCUGAUUAGUAGACUUAAGACAUCGGUUGUUGUUAAUUUUUUUUUACAAGCUGACCCUUUACCAAUUUAGUUAUUUUUGUAUUGUUGGAGGUAUCGUCGGUAAAGCUCCGCCACCCUAUAAGCACAACUUGCGCUUCUCGUCCACUUGGGGUGGACGUGGUCGGCUCGCGCUCACCAUGGAGGAUACACCCGCAUAGAGGCCAUCUCGCGCGUGUUGCUCUCAGCCGACCCAGGUGUGGGAAGUGAACGGGAGAUGAGAGGAGAGGCCAAGUAGGAUGUCGAUCGAUUUGUGAAGGCGGUGCGGGGGGAGUGGUUAAGUGUUUCCGACAGGAACGCUUGGGUCCUCCCCAAGGCAACUCUGGUUCCUCCCACGUGCACCAAACAGGAAGGAACAGAACAAAUUGGCCAUACUCUGAUGCAGAGAACCCGCUUGGUCUUUUAUUUGCCCGUAUAAAGAUUUACUCUUGAUGCUCGGUUUAUAGACCGAUUUGUUUGAACGCAAGCGAAUCCACUACUCGCUGGCAGUGGUUGAUGAUAUUUUUUGUGGUAAUUUAAAUAGUGCGUGUUUUCUUAACGUUUGUGAUCGGGCAAAAAUUCGUCAACUCUUUACGAACCAAACAAAGACGCCGUCAUUAGGCAACAGUAGGGCGUGUGUGUCGUGACAUGGGCAUUCAGUGUGGUGUGUUUGUUCAGGUUCUGUAUUGGAUGUGGAAAGUUCCGCGUUGCACGAGUCAUUGGGUUUGUUUCAGGUGUGGGGAUUCAGCGCUGAGCGAGGUUUAUUGGAACAAAUGAAGGUUCUGUGUUUGCGGAGACGAGAGCUCGCUGGUGAUGAACACAGGGACUCUGUUGGAUGCAAGACUGAGGUUCUGCAUUGGAUGAGGGUUAAAAUUUUGGAUGGAUUGCUAUGCCCUGUACUUGGAAACUGUUUUUCCCACAAUCUUAACUUCACAAAUCCGAUGCAUGUUAAUACUUUUUGUUUGGUUGCCACUAACAAUUGACAAAUCGUUUUUGCUAUAAUACACUUUAUGUAAAUAGACACCCCUCUACCCUGCCACUUCAGUGUAAGUGUAACCCAUUUCGUCAGCAAACACGACUUGCGGUUCGUUCAUCGGCAGACCUGUGUGAUGGAUGCAACGUCCCAUGUGGCAUGAAUGAACAACCAGGAUAUGUCCCCACUGAACGGUGACAUGAUUGAGAAGUUGUCAUGUGAGGGCUUAUCAUGGCCGUGGCGCUGUGUGGCGGUCACUUGUGCUGCAGCAGAUGGCACGUGUCUGCUGCUCAGUUAUCCAGGAACUUUGAAAGAAUCGCUCGCAUCAGGAUUACUCCGAACGUACUGCUGCCUCUCCUCGUUUAGAGUAAACGUUGUGCGAUGCAGACCACAUGGCCUCGGCCUGUGUGGAUCCUCAAACGGGCAACCACUUCCUUGUGCGGCGCGAAGAGCUCCCCUCCACAACUCCUGCCCCUGCGUUAUGGGGGUCGCUUGACUUUACCUUGCCACACUGCUCCGUGCGGGUUUGUGGUUGGUGCGGCUUUGUGUGGAAGUCAAGGGGGCCAGGAUCGAUUUCGGAUAACUCUCACCACUGUUGUUUGCUGUGGCCAGGAUUCGAACUUGGGUCGCUGGGUUUAUAGUGCAGUCUGCUAACAAUUGCGCCCAUACUUAACAUCACUUCUGGCUGCCCUGUGGCAGUAAUGCCCGAUUCACGCCGCCUGUCUUAAUUUCGCGACACCGAGCCCCACAACGUUGAAAUCCGGUUUCCACAUUUCCUACUCGGGCCACAGUUUGGUUUAUUUAUCUCUCCACAUUUUUUUAUUGGCAUAAAAUCACGAAGGCGUAACUUGUGGGGUGUCCUUGUACCUCUGUUGUGAGGUGCUUUUUGUUCAUUUGAAUACUCGUCAGAUCGUAAACACUUUAUUAAUUGGAGACCGUGGUUAAAAUGGGCUGGGUAUAUGGCCGAAUGCCAGAGUGGUGCUUCUCACAACGCCAGACACGUACACGGGCUCUUUCCAGAAGAGUUCCUAUUCCUACGCUACAUUGUUUUCUUAGAGGAAACGGCAGUGAACAUGGGCUGCAUGACAAAUGGGUGUCAUAACGGCACUUUUUUAGUCUCCGUUUUGACCACUGAUUAGUGACAUAAUGAGUCCAUCAUAGUGUCUUACGAUUCCAGCAUGGCUGUGUAGGAAUUGUGCCCAUCAUGAACAUACGUUACAUAUUUUCCGAACUCAAGGCUACACCAGUUGUCAUUGCCAAGUUUGUUUUUAAAGAUGGGGUUUGGAAACCGUCCUCCCGCUUUGCGUAAUGUGUGAAAAGCACAGGCUUGUACAUGCCAAGUGUUUAUCUUAAUUCUCUUCACGAAGAUGUGAAGGCGUUUAGUGAAAUAAGUUGUGGUCUCCGCACUUGCUGAUGUUUUGAGUUUUUUUUUAUUGAUUUGUAAUGCAAUGUGAACCUCAUUUUCAGGCCAUGCUGCCAUUGUGGGUGUAAUUGCGGUCCUGGGGCUACGUGUCGUUAAAGUUGCAUUCAAUAGAUGGCUCGUUAUUGGCUCCAUUGUGCAGGUGAGGGAAUUCUAUGACUUUAUAGUCUCGGUAUGAUUAAAAAUGCAAAACGUUUCUUCAAAAGGAGAUGCAACCCAAAAAAUUACUCUCAUCUCCUCGCCGGAACAAUUGUCAAUUCAUCGCAGUGCGGCAGUUAAAAUGUUUUUUUGUAAACAGACUAAUGCCAGUAGGGGCUUCAAAACAUCGAAUUGGACAGGUUCGGUGUUUAGUUUUCACAGAAAGUGUCUUUUUAGGUUGCAUCUUUACAUUUUUACUUGCAGCGUCCACCGAGUUUGCAGAACGUAAUUCUUUUUGGCUGCUAUAAAUUUCCAUAAUGAUAAGCCACUCAAUUGGGUUAUCAUUUGUGGCCAGGUUGCUUCUGAAAAAGAGGUAUGUAGCUUAGUGGGCCUUACCUGGUAAAUAGAAUAAAAAAUGGUUUACUUUUAUCUUGAAGCCUCUCUCCCCCCCCCCCCCCCCCCCCCACUGCACUACAAGGAAUAAAAUUGCAGGGUCGUGGUGGGAUUGUGGCGAUGAGUAUCGACUCUAGAUGGUGGACUUCAAACUCAUUGGCACGACAAUUCCGUCAUUUCUAAUACGGUGACCCCCCCCCCCCCCCCCCAAAGUGCUUGGGAUUAUUAAUGUAGGAAAUCAAAUUGCAAGGCUAAAAACUUCCAAGAGGUCUCUAAUGAUGUAUUUAACCAGGAAUUAAAUGCUACAUCCAAUGCCUAUUUAAAAUCGCAACGUAGGAAGAACUAAGUCUCUCCCUGUUAGAAUGAGUGUGGGGUGUUGCUCAUUUCCUUUGGCAACCCUCAACCAGUCAUGGAAAAAUGUCACAUUCAUAUUGAGGGGCGGCCUCUUGUAGGUGGCAAAAUGGUUGACUCUCCACAGUGAUACUUGUUCUAUCCAGCCCAGCGGGAUAAUGGGUGAUGGGCUGUCGACUUAUGCGAUUUUUUAAAAAACUCACAGCCAAUUAUAUGUCCAAUAUAGCAUCACUUUAUGGAGGCCACAUUCCCAAAUAAAGAACUUGAAAAAUAAAGAGCUUUUUGCAGCUCGGGCUAUACAGCUCAGUAGGCCUUACCUGGUAAAUAAAAUAAAUAAAUAGAACAGUUUAUUUUAACGGUAUACAGCACUGCAACACAAUUCCGGCUGCAAAGUCGUGAAGACGACUUACCUCCCAAUGUUCUGCAAAUUCCCAAGUCGCGAGUGCUGCAAUACUCAAAUUCGUCCAGCAGAGGACACUUUGUAUGGGUGGGGCGGGGGCGGGGGAAUUUAAUCGAAUUAAUCGUACACGUUUCCACUGUGAAUUCAGCAGCUUGAUGGUUAGGUUUAUAUAUAUACACACACGUUCAAAGUGUCUUGAAUGUAACGGAGGCUGUAGUUGUCAACACGUGGUCGCUAUCGCUUGUGGGACCCCAGGCUGUGUGCAGGAGCAGUCUUUGCAGCCUUCACGUCACGAGCAGAACCCACGGUGCAAUGUUAAAUUCAUGAUAUAAGAGCACUACAACAGUUAAUCCAGUUUACUUUUUGCAUCCAUUGUAAAUCGUCCCAUGCCGCUUUGAUAAUUGAUCCCAUUUAUUUUGUUUGAUGGAGAUGCAAUUGCCAGAUAACUAUGGCCAUAUAGAGAUACCAGUUCCCUGUCAUUAUGAAUGGAAUUUGCAACCUCUGACUCGAGGUCACUAACCGUUCAAAAGCUCUAAACCCGUUCUGUACUUAGCAGCUGUGAGCCAGCAAUAUAGAUUCCAAAUUCCUAAUGGUGGUGGCCAGUUUCUCCAUAGGACAGCUACUGUUGUGUCAGAAUUAAAGCUGCGGUCUGCUACGCUGCUCUGUGAAGUUAAGGUUGCAAGGCUGCUGCCGUGCAGCGUUGGCACAGCUACGUUUUAUUAUGAACAUUAUUUAAAUGGGAGUAAAAGGGACUUCUCGUAGAUGUGAACACUUGUGUAAUCUUGUAGGCAACAAACACCGUUUGCAAAACCAUGGAAUGGAUGAAAUUAAAUUUGUUUAAAGGGAGCCACAUUUUUAAAUAUCACAGUUCAUUGCUUUAUUAAUAAUGACUUUUAAUUGACUUUCAGGAGUACCGUCUUCACACACUCGUGACAUUAAUGUGUUGUGAAAUGCCUUUAGCUGACACUUAAGUGAUGUCACUUACGUGCUACGGUGGUGCUUCUGAAAGACACUCAAUUAUAUAAUAUUUCUCAUUUGAGAGAUUCAAACUUGUGUAAGACAGCCCGGCUCGGUCUGUGUGUGUGGCUACACCAGCCGUUUGUAUUUUGGUGGACUCUGUCGGCUUUUGCGGCUUUUCUCAAUUGCAUUCGGUUGAUGUAGGUUCGGUUCGGUGAUGAUGAAAGGGUAGGUUUGCAUUACUCAACACCUUAAUGGGAUGUUUUCACUGUUCAUUUAUGAAACUUUAAACAUGAGAAAAAUAUUUCUUACUUGCACUUUGCUCUAAUGUAUCAGCCUAUUUCUGAGGAUUAAAAAAUGUCUAAUUUGUAUUAAAGAUGUUAUAUUCUGUGGA